Molecule: messenger RNA, 3111 nt
Organism: Geodia barretti
Lineage: Eukaryota; Metazoa; Porifera; Demospongiae; Tetractinellida; Geodiidae
Source: the annotation of a GenBank genome assembly
AUGCUUUACUCAAUGGAGCGACUCAGGAGAAUUCUGGAUGAUCUUAGUUCAGCUGAUGCUACACUAAAGGCUGCAGGGACUGAUCCUCUAGCUCUUGCAGCUGCUGCUACACUACAGGCCCAGCAGGCAGCAGCACUGCAUCAGGCUGCUGCUGGUAGUCUGGCAAAUCAUGCCUUGAUCCCUGGUCUCCUGCAAGGCAUGCAGAGUCUUGCUGCUGGCAUCUCUACUCCCUCCUCCACAAGUAACGUCCCCAUCCCACAUCAGAUAAUGAUGCAGCCAUUGCAACAGAGUCUCCAGCUACAGUCAGCGCUUCUGAGUGCUGCAUCAAAUAACCCAGGACCCCUGAUUGCCGGUUCAGUUCAAUCUCUAGCUGGGCAAACGAACAUCCCUGCUUCCAUUCUCUCUAAUGCUAUCAACAUGGCAGCUUCUCUCUCUAACAGCUCUGCCACCAACUCCAUCCUUGCCAGUUCUGGCCAUCCAUCCAUGUUGAGUGUGAACACGAGUUCCCUGACCAGCAGUCCAGGCCAGCCUCCCCUGGGUGGCCAAGCAGUGCCAGAUGAGCAGGGAAAGAAACGAGAGAUACGUCUCAUGAAAAACAGGUGGGAAGCACAUGGCAGUCUCCUGCAUGACAAAAAACAAUUGUUAAUGUUCCUACCUGGUAGUUUCUCUCUCCCUCCUCUCUCUCACACCGCCCGCCCCUGCAUGUGUGUAUGCGCAUGCGCGAGUAUAACAAGCCACGCCUCUUUAUUUGUCCUGUGCGAUCAUCUCUCUCGUUUCUGGAAAUUCUACCUUCUGGCCUUCUAUAUAGUGACCAUGUCGGCAGGACCUACUGUCAAUAACUUGUUCCCAGCAAUUGCACAGUCCUUUGCAGUCAUCCUAGUUGGAUAUUUGAUAGGUCUCUUUAAAAUCAUCCCUCCUGGAGAGGCCCGUGCCAUAAGUGAACUAGUGGGCAAGCUUGCACUGCCGGCCUUGCUUUUCCAGAACCUUGCCACGCUGAAUCUCGGUGCCAUCGACUGGAGAUUCAUGUCAGGGAUUCUGAUUGCAAAGUUAUCCGUUUUUAUACUUACAGUUAUUCUGACACUAAUCCUAUCACGAAAGAAUGUUGGAAAAGCAGGUCUUUUUGGUAUAUUUACCACACAAUCCAAUGAUUUUGCUCUUGGACUACCCAUUGGUAAGUCUGUUACUGAGGUGCUACAACACGCUGCCUACUGUUUAUUUGCUGAUACAGUUCAGGCAUUGUAUGGACCAGUGUCAGAAGGGGAUCAGUUUAACUAUGCAAGUUACAUGUACUUGCUUGCUCCCAUCUCACUUGUCAUUAUCAAUCCUGUUGGCUUCCUAAUGAUGGAAUAUUGGAAACAAUCUCACAAGAAACCUAUUUCCUUCAGAUAUGUACCUAAACUUCUCUUCAAUACACUGAAAGGGGUGGUGUUGAACCCAAUUGUAUUCAUGACUGCAACUGGCAUUGUCUAUAAUCUGGUAGUUCACUUUGGAGUAUUUCACGGCAGAGAGAGCAGUCAAAGGAACAUUCCACAUUGGUUGGGCGGUUUUCUAACCACUUUAGGAAAUGCUUAUGCUGCCUGCGCUCUUCUACAAAUUGGAAUUUUCAUGGUUGGAAAAGUGAAGAAAACAACUGGGAUGCUUAUCAUCAUUUCAGCUCUGCUGAUUUUUGCUAAAACGAUACUGUUGCCCAUAGUGGCUGAUCGGGUUUUGUAUCUAAUACUUCCUCAUGAGAGUGGUAAUAUCACAGAGUCCCGAAGUAACAUUUCAACGUUUGGAUUCCUGUAUGGAACUUUCCCAACAGCACCGACUGUGUUUGUGUUUUCUAACCAGUACAAUAUUGCCACGGAUGUUGUAAGUUGCUUCUUCAAUUGUUCUCUGUACCUUCAUGUCUGCUCCUAUCAUGCUUGGGUAUACCUUCUGUUCAUCUGUGCUCGAAGAUACCGUUCAUAUUUACAUGUUAUGGUUAUGCACUACAUGGCAGCCUUGAUUUUGGAGGCAGUUGGUGGAUCCUUGCUGGCACUCUUUACAAUGGAACACCAAGUUUACUGGCAAAUAUUUGCAUUCUCCCUGUUCUUCCCCGGUGUACUUGCUAGUCGGAUCUGGACUGCUUGGAUAGCCUUAGGACUAACAUUGCUGCUGUACAAAAGACAGCAGGUAGCAGAAAAGUUGUGGAUACCUCUCAUGCUGUCGGCAUGGGGUGUUCCUAUUGUGGUAACAGUCGUAAUGGUGGUUAUCUGCACAGUGGAUCCCAGCAAACUUCAUGACAGUACAGUGGAUAGCACAUUCUUGUUUGGAAAUGUUGAGCUUGUUGUAUCGGCCAUAACACUACUGUUCAGCUUUAUUGUGGGACUAUUCUUCAUGGUAGCAUCUGCACUGAAGAUAAUGAAUCAAGAGAGAAACAUACCUUCUACUGCAACUAAGCAAAAUGAAAAGGAGAAUUAUAAUGAAAACCACACUCAAAUACCCAAUAGUUACGGAUCAACGAAUAACUUCUUAGAGAGUACCAGGGAACGCAGUUCAAAGGCUUCUGAUAGUAGUUGUUCGCUACAGAGUUUAGGAGGAACCAAGCGUGUUGUUGAAACACGGGAAGAAGUCGAUUCAAGGCUGGAACAAACACCACUGCUUCAAUCAACUUCCAGUGACAGCCACAAAUCUUCCACAAUGCAGUUUUUACUACUACUUCUCUUUUUACUCUUUUCCUGCCUUGUGGGUAUUUUAAUUGUUUUAUGGAAGCUGAUCAGUGGGGAAAUUAGUGGCAUAUUCAUUGGUGUCAAUGUUCUUGACACAACUACAAAUUUUGGUCAGGGAUUUUUUGUAUUCAUUGUUUUUGGAUUUGAAAGACAUUGGUUCUGGAUGGCUCUGUACAAGAGAGUUCGUCGGAUACUCUUCAAGAUUGAAAGUGUGCACAUUCCUGUGGAAUCAGACUUAUCUUCAACUGUAAAAGCACUUUGUUUGGAGUUCAAGCAGCAACAUCUUGCUGAAUGCAGGCAUGCCAUUGAGUCUGAUAAACGGUAUGAAGACACGUUAUUAAUUGUAACCCUCGGCGCGCAUGCGCAGCGAGGGUUAACUGUAAUUGUGGUGUGUGUGCGUGUCUGUCUGUCUGUCCGCGAG